AAGACGAAGUGAAUCAGCUCUAAGCAGACUUCAAAACCCUGCAGCCCUCUCUUCCCUUCGUGUUUAAGCAAAAAUCCUUACCUUCAAGCUCCCAUGGCUGCUAACAAUGAGGUGAAAAAGCGAAAGCUUGGCAAGAAGGCAGCAGAUUCCAUUGCUACGCCCUCUAAAAUCAACAAAAAUCAGCAGCCAAAAACACCCAAAUCAGAUUUUUCUAACCCACCCAAUUCCAAUUCCGGUUCCGACGCCGACUCGUUACCGCUGAAAAUCCAGAAGCUUCUCGAACCUUACUCAAAGGAUCAACUGGUUACCCUAGCUGUGGAUACCGCAGCUGUUCUCCCUGCUUUUUACAGGCUUAUCCAGUCACAUGCUGAUAAAGACAUCAGCCACAGGAAAAUCUUCGUUUAUGGGUUGCCGCGUGAUACCACGCGCCCGGUGCUGCUGGCCGUCUUUGAACCGUACGGGGAGAUUGAGGAAUGCAACGUUGUGAUGGAUCAUGCUACUGGAAAUGCUAAAGGGUAUGCUUUUGUUCUGUUCAAGACUAGGAAAUCAGCUGCAAAAGCGCUGAAAGAGCCUCAGAAGAUGAUCAACAAUCGUUUAGCUUCGUGUAAGUUGGCUUCAAUGAAAGAGACUGCGGUUUCUGGGACUAAUGAAAUCGGUAACCGGAAGAUAUAUGUGAGUAACGUGCCAAAGAAAGUUAAUUCGGAGAAAUUGAGGAGCUUUUUUGCUAAGUUUGGGGAAAUUGAAGCUGGACCAAUGGGAUUUGAUCCAUCAACUGGGAAAUCAAAAGGGUAUGCUUUGUUUCUGUACAAAACUGUGGAGGCGGCGAAGAAAUGUCUGGAAAAACCCUCGAAGAUUUUUGAGGGGAGGCAAUUGCAUUGUAAGAAGGCGGCUGAGGGGAAAAUUGGUGGUGGAGCGGCUAGUAUCACCACGGAGGCUGUACAACAGCCGCUGCUUGCAAUGCCACCAGGGCAAGGUGUGUAUGCUCCAGUUGCUGCUGGUCACAGUAUGGGGAUGUUGGGUCAGAACACGGAUGUGCCAAUGAUGAAUCCGUUUUAUGGUGGAGCACUUGCUAAUCCUUAUGGAGCAUAUGGGAAUCCAUUUGCAGGAGUUGGUGGUUUCGGCCAGCAAAUGGGUGGUGGAAUGGGGAUGGCAGCAGGAUAUGGUGGGGUGUUAGAUAGUGUAGGAGGGGGUGUUUCAGGUUUAGGGGCAUAUGGUGGUGCUGGUAGCAGCACAGGUGGUUCUACUGGGGUGUUAGGGGCAUAUGGCGGUGUUGUUAGCAGCACAGGUGGUUCCACUGGGGGUCUAGGGGCAUAUGGUGGUGUUGGUAGCUGCACAGGUGGUUCUACUGGGGGUUUAGGGCCAUAUGGUGGUGUUGGUGGCAGCACAGGUGGUUCUACUGGGGGAGUGGCUCCCGGCUUAUUGCAGCUCUACCAAAACAACCAGGCUGGCCAACCUUCGUCUGCAAAGUAUCCGGGAAGCAGUGGCUACCCGCCGCACUUCAGAUGAACAAUGCCUGACCAUGAUGAAACGAAGUCAUUGAAGCAUCUGAUGAGUGUCUAAGGGUCAGUGUUUGCCAGUGGCUUGCGUUUAUCAGAAUUGUAGCCAUAUGUUUCUUAUAUCUUUACUUUCAUACAAUCCAUACUUCUUACUGAUAAGUCAAGUUCCUAUAGAACUUGCUGGAUAAUGCCGUUUGCAUUACCCUUCUCUUUGAUGGAUACAUUCCGUCUAGACUUAUUUUGAAGUGGAUUUGUCGGGAAAAAAAAUCUUGCUCUUAUAUUUGCUCCAGUAUUCUGAUUUGGCCAAGUAUUUUCUUCAUAUCGUUAUUAGGCCUUAUCGUAUGCCAUAUUCUCUUUGCGUGGAAAUAUGCUUUUUUAGUAUGAAAAAAUUAUUACCUUGAAAUUUCUGUGUGUGUGUGUAUAGAUUGUCUUUUGCUUAGUUUUAAAACAUCAUUUUAAUUAUUAACAAAGAUGAGUAUUCUUCUAUGUUUAUUGCUAACUACUAAUAGAAAUUUUUUAUUUUUUUUUUCAAAAAUUUACCUAUUCAUAUCUUUAUUCUGUUUUAAUAACUCCUAACGUUAUUCAACUUUUUACGAGGAUGACUUGGGUUUUGUGAAGUUUUGUUGUUAACUAAUACACAAUCUUGAUUCUUUUCUCCAUUUUAGCCAGUCGUAUUUUUUUCUUUUAAAAACAGAAGUCUUAUUUUUUCUGUUGUUUUAAUUUGUUCAAGCGAAUUCUUUGUUGAUCGGACUCUUCAGAUAUUUCAAUGGUUGCGUGUCGGAUUUGCCAAAAGUAGUGUAUUUUUGGAGAAUUCGACACGGUUGCGGCAUAAAAAGUGAAGAGUCCGUGCAACAAAGAGCUUAAUUAGGCUUGUUUUUCUUUUAGAAUAGAUAUUAAAUUCUAUGUUGCUCAAACUCUUCAGAAAUGUCAAUAGUAUGUGUCGGAUUUGGCAAAAGUAGUAUAUUUUUGGAGAACCCGACACGAAUUUGGCAUCAAAAGUGAAGAGUUUGCGCAACUAAGAGCUUAAUUAGGCUUGUUUUUCUUAUAGAAUUUAUAUUGAUUCAUUUUAUUCCUUUUUUCCUUCAUUUUUUAUAUUUUUAAGUAAUGACUUUCAGAAGUCACUCCGUCGCUUCCUUUUGCAUGAAAAUUCAUGCUUUCUCACUUUCAUAAGACUCGUAUUUAGAAGUUUUGAGGUGGAUGUUAUCUUUGUUGUAAGUGAAUUUUUGUCAUUGGAGUAUGGUUUUCAUUGU
Solanum pennellii is the source of this 2746-nucleotide messenger RNA. RefSeq names its product UBP1-associated protein 2B-like. Bases 94 to 1506 code for a protein of 470 amino acids. The transcript is spliced from 2 exons. The record is from RefSeq and is a predicted model, not a curated record. Gene Ontology annotation, molecular function: RNA binding. Lineage: Eukaryota; Viridiplantae; Streptophyta; Magnoliopsida; Solanales; Solanaceae.